Molecule: messenger RNA, 294 nt
Organism: Anisakis simplex (herring worm)
Lineage: Eukaryota; Metazoa; Nematoda; Chromadorea; Rhabditida; Anisakidae
Source: the annotation of a GenBank genome assembly
AUGAUGUACUAUUUCAAAUGGCCUGCUUUAAUAUUGAUAUUCGGUUUUGCUGGUCAAUACGCAUCGGCUGAUCAAGAGAUCAUACCAGCGGUUCGAGUGGUACGGUUUCAAGUGGAUUAUCCGAAUGCACAACUGAGCAAUAUUAAGAAAUACAUGAAGUGGAAUGCGAUCAUGAGAAACAGUGUAUUGGCAUCGUUACGAUUCGUCAACAAACAUUGGCUCAUUUGUGGUGGUUCACAAUCGGAGAAGUUAGUGCUUUUGUUGAUUUGUGUUAAUUUUCGUUCAUGUGACUGA